UUCCUGUUUCCGCCCCCUUGUUUGGUCUGUUCGUGUAAUGGGCAUUGCACAUUUUUAGCAUUGUGUAUGGGACUAAAAUGAGUUCAACUGUAUCCCCAUAUUGGUUAUGCAAAUUUAACAUUGUAAAAUAAAUUGAAAGGGGUGACUUUUCGUGGGUAGAACUCUGUUUUGAAGAUAUAGCUACCUAAUGGGCAUAACCUCAGUCAUUUAGCGGUGCAAUUUACCUGGGGAUGAACAUGCAUAUUCAUUUCAGUAUGUACCAAGUGAGAAUAACCUUUGUGGCCUUCUUAUGUAUUGGUAUAAUUUACUUGGUCAUCUGUGGCACUGUGUAGUAGUAAUUUCCAUAAUAUAAGUUACUUGAAGAUACAAAUUUUGUAACAUUUCAUCGAGAAAGAAUCACUUUUAAUGCAUAUUCAUUUAUUUUUGAAUCUGUUGGUCUGAGGAUUGAAGAGGUAGAGAUUAAUCUGCUGGUUUGAGGAUUGAAGAGGUAGAGGUCGCUGAAGUGCUGAGAAGCAUCAAUCGCAUUGCUGUCAUGGAGGAGGUUGGCGAAGUAACUGUGACUGCGACAAACGAAGGAGGGCCAAGUGAAGAAGUGAAGAAUGGCUACAUGUUGUUUAGACGAGAAUUUCUUAAGGGUGGGGAGAAGUUUAAGAAUAUGUCUGAACAAGCGAAAAAGGCAUCAAAGGCAUGGAAGCAGUUGACACCAGAGGAGCAGAAGAAAUACAGUGAUAGGGUGAAGCAAUCAAGAAAGGAAGGGAUGAAGAAGAAGAGGAAGAAAAAAGUGGCUUUUAGCACUCGUUGCUCGGUUCGGCAAUUUAAGUCAUUAGUGGACUUCAUAAAAGAUGAUGAAGAUUUGAAAGUGAGGGUACAAAAUUUAGGCUUUGGCCAUUUACUUGACAUUGGAUGUGAGAGACUCCCUCGUGACCUCAUAGUAUGUGUUCUCCGAGCAUAUGAUCCGCCUACCCAUCAAUUUCUAAUAAGAGGGAUAAUAAAGGAAAUAGAAGCAAAUGAUGUUGCAAACUUGUUGGGUGUACCCCACACAGGGGAGAAGGUAAAAAUGGACGUAUGUGAUGAUGAUGAGACAUACCAGAGGUUGAAGGAGGAAUUUGGUAAAGUCCCUUAUACGAAGAUACUCAAUGACAUUAAAUCUGGGCAGAAGAAAGAUGAGUUUGAGUUCCUGUUUAUGCUGUACACACUUGGGAGUUUUUUAACUCCUACUUCACAAACAACUGUGAGUGACAAGCUAAUAAGAGUCAUGUGCUGUACCAUGAAGGGAUUUCACCAAUUUGAUUGGGCCACGUACAUUGUGAAGCACUUGUGGAAAGAGAUGGGAGAUUAUGUGAAAGUGUACACAAAAGCAAAGAAAGACGAAGAUGAAGAUGAAGGAAGCUGCAAUGUGGGAGGAUGCAUCUACCUCCUGUUGAGAGGGUCCCUAAAUGCCAUUCAAUUCUGGACUGAUGAGAGGAUAAGGAAGCUGGAAAAGAAGGAGAGGGAAAGCAAGAGGGGUUUACUGUAUAAGGGCAAGGGAAGUAUGGAUAGAAGUGGGAAGGAUGAAGGAAAACGCAGAAGUGUGGCUCAUUUACACCCGGAGUUACAGAAGUUGCACGGACGAUUGAUGGCUCAGAUCGAAUUAAGCACUAUGAGGCUUAUAAGUGCAAUGGAAGAUGAGCUAGAUAAGGUGCAGAUAAGGAUAGAGGAAAAUAAUGUGACCACAGAUGAUGAGGACCCUAUUGACGUCCCAGAUGAUGAUAAGGGAGAUGAUGAUGCAUUUGGCGAUGAAGACUCCCAUGAUCAUGAUGGACAUGAGUCUGAUGACGAAGGUGAUGAUAGAGAUGAGUUCCACGGGGGAGAUGGUCAGGGAGACGAUGAUGCAACUGGCUCAGAUAGGGGUGAUGACAUUGGUGUUGCAGCAGAAGGUGCAGACAAAGAAAUUAUGGAGUCUCCCCUGCCCUUGUCCCCCAUGGACAAGGGAUGUCAACUCCGGAGAUCGCAAAGGGAGAUGAAAUCCGCUAUCAAUUCUCCAUGGAUUUUGACAAAGCCAACUAAGAGGCGAAAGAGGCCCAUGGAUGACAAGGACCGGUUUUAUGACAUAGUUUCCCGUAUGUGUUCAAGCAAGGAGGGUGACAUGCCUUUGGUGAAAAUCUCUGAUGAAGAUAUCACUCGGGAUCAGCUAAGGACACUUGGCGGAAUUGAGAAAAUAGGUAACCGGCUGAUGUCAACUGUGUGCAAGACUCUAAUGGCUGAUAUGGAGAAGGAAGGGCAGGUGAAGCGGCACAUUUUUUAUGCUGAUUUUAUGGCAAUAAUGGCAGCUAACCCAAAGCUGUGGGAUGCUACAAAACGGAAGAAACAAUUUUUACCUGAAAAUGUAGGCUACAACAUAGGAGAAUGUGAUUUGAUCUUUGGACCCACACUUGUUGGCGCUCACUGGUUCUGUGUUGUGCUUGAGCCUAGCACAAUGAAUUUCUAUGUGCUGGACUCAAUGAAGCCAAAUUUAGAGGGUAAGAAGAAGAGCAAGAAGAAGGGUGUAAUUAUUGAUGACAUGACGACCGUCGUCACUGAAUGUAGGAAUAGAUUUUAUGACAUUAUUGAGAUAGUUAAGCCUAAUGCCACUGGGAAGAAGAAAAUGAGUGAUAUCAUUUGGGCUCCUGUUCCGCAACAAAACAAUCUGCGAGACUGCGGUGUUCAUGUAUUAAUAUGGUUGAGUAAAUGGAAGCCCGGUGAGAUACUUCACUAUACGGAUGAACAAGUGGCUGAAUUCCGACGAAACCUCAUGUGGUGGCUAGUGAAUCAUGAGCUUAAUUCAAGACGUGAUGAAGCAUUAAGCUUGCUUUCAUCAACCCAAGCCACCACACUGACCAAAAGACGCCAUCUGUGAUAGGAGGAGACAUUAUGUAGAUUAGGCAUAUAGUAUUUGUAAAAGGAGUGUUAGUUUGAAGUCUUAAUAUUUGAAGUCUUAUGUAGUUUGAAGUCUAAGUGGCUGCCAGUUGUUGGCCUAAUUGCAAUCCUUUUUGGGAUAAUUUGAGUAAAAGAGUUAUGAAAUUUACAACAUGCCAUGUGACUUCCGUGAUGAUAAUCACAAGUUGAUUAUUUGUGCCCCAAAUUA
Messenger RNA from Neltuma alba, 3103 nucleotides. RefSeq lists its product as uncharacterized. The transcript has 9 exons. Gene Ontology annotation, biological process: proteolysis. Lineage: Eukaryota; Viridiplantae; Streptophyta; Magnoliopsida; Fabales; Fabaceae. The coding region runs from base 533 to 2875 and encodes 780 amino acids. Gene Ontology annotation, molecular function: cysteine-type peptidase activity. The record is from RefSeq and is a predicted model, not a curated record.